Messenger RNA from Lingula anatina, 431 nucleotides. RefSeq lists its product as uncharacterized. NCBI's taxonomy places the organism in Eukaryota, Metazoa, Brachiopoda, Lingulata, Lingulida, Lingulidae. The record is from RefSeq and is a predicted model, not a curated record.
UUUUCCACAAACAAACUCGACAUCAGUUGAGGGUUAAAUCUUUGGCAAAGCAAUGUCCUCCACAAGAACCUUGUCUUUCCAUGCAAGGCUGUCAAAAGGGAGACUUAUGCUCAUGUGGUUGUCAUGGCAACUAGCGAUAGCUGGUGCCUUGCACGUGGGAUAUAUGGUUAGAUUCAAGAAAAUAGGGACGGACAGCCACCACGUGUCGGAUACGUUACUUGAGCUAGAGGGACACGGCAAACCUCAGUGCGCCAUGGCGUGUAUCAACACUGAGACGUGCGUCUCUUUUAGCGUCACAGUGUCCCCUGACGUCCCUGGUUCUUCCUGUCGUCUGUCGCGGUCGUCUGCUGGUGUGACAGAUUUGCAGCCAGGGAGCGGAUGGUCUUAUUUCGUUAUGGUUCCAAGUGCCAACUAUAACGUCUCUGGAACAG